GCUCGCAGACACUGCCACCCACCAGCUCCGACACCCGCAGCAGCGCCGACGCCGCCGCCCACCUUCCGCCGCCGCCGCCACAGCCACCUUCUCCUCCUCCGCUGUCUUCUCCGGUCCUCGCCCUCUGUCAACUAUCAGGUGAGUCUUAAACCGGGAUGGCUGAGCCCCGCCAGGAGUUCGAUGUGAUGGAAGAUCAUGCUGAGGCGUACGGGCUGGGGGACAGGAAAGACCAGGGUGACUAUACCCUGCUGCAAGACCAGGAGGGUGACAUGGACCAUGGCCUAAAAGAGUCUUCUCCACAGACCCCCGCUGGUGACGGAUCUGAGGAACCCAGCUCUGAAACCUCUGAUGCUAAGAGCACCCCGACAGCCGAAGACGCGACAGCGCCCUUAGUGGAUGAGAGAGCCCCCGGCGAGCAGGCUGCGGCCCAGCCCCACAUGGAGAUCCCAGAAGGAACCACAGCUGAAGAAGCAGGCAUUGGAGACACGCCCAGCCUGGAAGACCAAGCUGCUGGACACGUGACCCAAGAGGAGUGGAGAGUUCCUGGCCAGCAGAGCGAGGCAGCUGAGAGGCCCCUGGCCAAACAGCCGAGCCCUCAGGCCCAGCCCGGACACGGUGGAGAAGCUUCUGGGGUCUCGGUGCCGCCUCUCAGGGAGAAGCAGACAGAAGCUCCCGUGCUGGGGACCACUCGCUUUCCUCAGCAGCACCCCCUUUGCCCAGUGUCUCCCCAAGCAGAAGGCCCUCAGGAGCACCCCCAGCUGUGGGAACCAGAAGGUGGGGACCAGGCCAAGAAGAGUCUGGCCUUUCCCAAGCUCCUCUCCCCCGAGUGUCUCCACCCUGAGAGUGUCAAAGUUCCCCAGGAAGGUGUCCUUGGGGAGCCAGGACGCCAUGGAGAUGAGGCCUCGGGCACAGGGAUGCCAGGCUUGAGCCAUCCACAGGUGUCCACCAUGCCCAAGGCUCCCCCACUGCCUGAGGGCCCCAGAGAGGCCGCACACCAGCCUUCAGGGACACGAUCUCAGGACACAGAGGGGAGCCAGCAGCACCUGGGAGACCUGCAUCAGGAGGGGUCACUUCUGAAGGGGCCUGGAGGCAAAGAGAGGAUGGGGGGUGAGGAGGAGGAGGAUGAAGACCGUGAUGUGGACGAGUCCUUGCCCCAGGCCUCCCCUCCCUCGCAGGCCUCCCCCACCCAAGGCAAGCCACCCUUCCACACAGUCUCCAGAGAAGCCGCUGGUGUCCUAGGGUUCCCAGCUGAGGGUGCCAUUCCCCUCCCCAUCGACUUCCUCUCCAAAGUUUCUGCAGAGACCCCCACCUCAGAGCCUGACAGGCCCCUUGUAGGGCUGUCAGAGGAAGGGCAUGACGCACCCCCUGAGUUCACGUUCCACGUGGAAAUCAAACCCAACGUGCAGAAGGAACAGGCGCGUUCAGAAUUGGACUCCGAAAGGGCCACACUUCCAGGGGCCCCUCGAGAAGAGCCACAGGCCCAGGGCCCCUCUCUGGGAGAGGAUACAAAAGAGGCUGACCUUCCAGAACUAUCUGAAAAGCGUCCUGCAGCUGGCCUGCGGGGGAAGCCAGUCAGCCGUGUCCCCCAGCUCAAAGCUCGCAUGGUCAGCAAAGGCAAAGAUGGGACUGGAAAUGAUGACAAAAAAACUAAGACAUCCACACCUUCCUGUGCUAAAACCCUGAAAAAUAGGCCUUGCCUUAGCCCCAAACGCCCCACUCCUGGUAGCUCAGACCCUCUGAUCCAACCCUCCAGCCCUGCUGUGUGCCCAGAGCCACCUUCCUCUCCUAAACACGUCUCUUCUGUCACUCCCCGAACUGGCAGUUCUGGAGCAAAGGAGAUGAAACUCAAGGGUGCUGAUGGUAAAUCGAAGAUCGCCACACCCCGGGGAACGGCCCCUCCUGGCCAGAAAGGGGCCAACGCCACCAGGAUUCCAGCAAAAACCCCGCCUGCCCCUAAGACACCACCCAGCUCUGGUGAACCUGCAAAAUCUGGGGAUCGCAGCGGCUACAGCAGCCCCGGCUCCCCAGGCACCCCUGGCAGCCGCUCACGCACCCCGUCCCUGCCAACACCGCCAACCCGAGAGCCCAAGAAGGUGGCAGUGGUCCGCACUCCACCCAAGUCACCAUCUUCCGCCAAGAGCCGCCUACAGACGGCCCCCGUGCCCAUGCCAGACCUGAAGAACGUCAAAUCCAAAAUUGGCUCCACCGAGAACCUGAAGCACCAGCCAGGAGGCGGAAAGGUGCAGAUAAUUAAUAAGAAGCUGGAUCUUAGCAACGUCCAGUCCAAGUGUGGCUCAAAGGAUAAUAUCAAACACGUCCCAGGAGGCGGCAGUGUGCAAAUAGUCUACAAACCAGUUGACCUGAGCAAGGUGACUUCCAAGUGUGGCUCAUUAGGCAACAUCCACCAUAAACCAGGAGGUGGCCAGGUGGAAGUCAAAUCUGAGAAGCUGGACUUCAAGGAUAGAGUCCAGUCGAAGAUUGGGUCCCUGGAUAAUAUCACCCACGUCCCUGGUGGAGGGAAUAAAAAGAUCGAAACCCACAAGCUGACCUUCCGUGAGAACGCCAAAGCCAAGACAGACCACGGGGCGGAAAUUGUGUACAAGUCGCCCGUGGUGUCUGGGGACACGUCUCCACGGCACCUCAGCAACGUCUCCUCCACUGGCAGCAUCAACAUGGUAGACUCACCCCAGCUCGCCACACUAGCCGAUGAAGUGUCCGCCUCCCUGGCCAAACAGGGUUUGUGAUCAGGCCCCCGGGGCGGUCAAUAAUCGUGGAGAGAAGAGAGUGAGAGUGUGUGGAAAAAAAAAGAAUAAUGAUCUGGCCCUUCGCCCUCUGCCCCCCAGCUGCUCCUCACAGAUGGGUUAAUCGGUUCAUCACCUAACCUGCUUUUGUCGCUCGGCUUUGGCUCGGGACUUCAAAAUCAGUGAUGGGAAUAAGAGCAAAUUUCAUCUUUCCAAAUUGAUGGGUGGGCUAAUAAUAAAAUAUUUU
Messenger RNA from Nycticebus coucang (slow loris), 2988 nucleotides. It is a transcript of the gene MAPT, whose product is annotated as microtubule associated protein tau. Gene Ontology annotation, cellular component: neuron projection. Lineage: Eukaryota; Metazoa; Chordata; Mammalia; Primates; Lorisidae. The transcript is spliced from 14 exons. Gene Ontology annotation, biological process: neuron projection development; microtubule cytoskeleton organization. The coding region runs from base 156 to 2744 and encodes 862 amino acids. Gene Ontology annotation, molecular function: microtubule binding. The record is from RefSeq and is a predicted model, not a curated record.